AUAAUAAUUAUUGUUAAUAGCUGAAAGUUUGUAGCAUGUAAAAGACAUUGUUACUAUAAGCUGCAAGGGAAAGCAAUGGGCUGUGGGGCAUCAACUGAGGCACAGCAGCAGGUAGUCGGUUCAUACGACAAAACUGGUGGACAGCAGCCAGCGGACAAAAGCAAAAACGGUAAAGCUGACAAUCAUGAUAAGAAGAAAAAAGAGAAGAAAGCCAGAAAAGGAUCAGAUAGCAGUUCCAGCAGUUCUAGCAGUAGUUCAGAUGACUCCUCCUCAGAUGAAGAAGACGCUGGUGGGGAUGAUGUGAUCACAAGGACGCUACUAAAAGAGUAUCUUGAAAGAGAGAUCAACAUGCUGACGCUAGAGCUUACUCAACCCGAGGUUUUACUGAAACAGCUAUUAGAACAAAAAGAUCAGGCAACAGGACGAUUGGUAAAAAGUUCAAUGAUACUCAGUGAACAGAGGCAAGCUUGCAUGAAGGAGUAUAAAGAUCUAACGAAUCUGCAGCAACUAAUUCAACAGAAGCAAACAGUGAAUCAGAGUACUUGGGACACCGAGCAGAAAGAAUAUGUCGAAGCAUACAACAAGCACAAGCAGGUAGAGCAAGAGCACGAUACAUUAGAAAAACAAAGUCGGGAUAUUGACGAAAAGAUAAAAGUUACUAGUGAUCACGUGCAACGGUUACUGAAACUCAGAAAAAGACAGGAUCACAUUCUGAUAAAAGCGUUCGGUGGAAGUUAUGGUAGUGAAAAGGAAGCGUCUAUUGAGGAAUAUGUGGAUAAGAUGAAGGAAUUCAGGAAAAACAUCCUCAACACUAAAGCUCAGUGGGCAAGAGGUCUGGAUUUCACGAAGAUGGCAAACACACAGUACUGGCGCGCGGUCCAAGUAUGGACCAACAUCCUGACCCACAAGUUGCCCCACGUGCGGUGGCAGUACUGCGCGUAUGUUGCUAACUACCUUCAUGCCGCCUACAGUAACAGUAACCAGGCUGUCAACUGUAUGAAAGCUCACGCCCAGAUACCGUAUUUUACUGCAAAGAUGUUCCAAGAAGUUGACUUAUCUCGACGUAAUUCCUACACUGCGUGUCAGCCUCGCUUCCAUGCUACCUUCUUACAAUGGUUGUGGUACUACCAGCAGAAUGCGGCUUAUCUCGAGAAAUGGAUCACAAAGACACUUGCUCAAACCAUCGAGGGGGAUCUUAUCAAGGUUAAUGGCUGCCUCACGGUUGCUGAAGCCGAUUUGAGGGCUGAGCGAAAGCGUCUUAUUAUUCAGAAAGUCAAAGCGAAAUUCGGUGAUGAUGCUCAUAGCGAAGUGGCAGAACAGGAAGCAGAAGUAGAUAGACUGUCGAAGGAAGUGAGUGCAAUGCAGAACGUUUCAAUCCAAACUAACGUGGUGACAGUAUCUACUGGAUCUGAUAGUGGCAUAGAGAGCGGACAAGAGGAAGUGGGACCCCCUCCUGCUCCGGGCACACAAAGUGAGGAGGAUGUCACUCAGAAACACGAGGAUGUAGGAAAUGAGCUUAGCGUCAGUUUAAAUCCUGGAGAGGUUGGGUUGGGAAUAGAGUUUACCGGCGGGAAUGACGCUCAAACAUCUCCCGGAGAUAAUGGAAUAUACAUUCUUCGACUCUCACCAAAAGGAGCAGCCGCUAAAGAUUCCGUUCUUCUGGCUGGAGAUAAAAUCGUAUCUGUAAAUGGCGUUUCAUUGGAGAAUGUAUCCCACGCAGAAGCUGAAGAAGCCCUUUAUAAAUCUGGUGAAACCGUUGUGGUAGUUGUUAUCAGAACUGCACCUGAGGCUGCUAAAGAAACAGAUGCUGCAGAGCUUAGCGCUGCUGCUGAUGCAGCUUCAAAGCAGGCUGAGGAAGAAUCCAGAAAGCGAGCAGAGGAAGAAAUAGCUGCUAAAGUAGCAGAGGAAGAAUCGAGAAAGCGAUUAGAAGAAGCGAAAGAGAAGAUGGCUGCUAUAGAAUCAGCAACAGAGUUGCUGGAGGAGGAGAAGAAGGAAGCUGAGCGAGCUGCUCGCGAAGCAGAAGAGGGGAGAAUCGCAGAAGAGGAAGCAGCAGCGGCACAGGUGGCUGCUGAAAAGGCUGCUUUGGAAGCUGUCGCUGAGGAGAAAGAGCAGAUGUUACUGGAGGCUAAACAGGCGGCGGAGGUGGCUGAGAAGGCAAAGGCAGAGGCUCUCAUGUGGACUCAAAAGGCGGAAGAGGCUGCAAAGAAAGCAGGUAUGGAAUUGGAAGCUUCGAAACGGGCAGCCGAGGAAAGGAUUGCUGCAGAACGAGAAGCUAAAGAAGCAGAGGAUGGUGCACGACAAGCACAGAAAGAAUUAGACCGCAUUGCAGCUGCCGCUGCUGCUGCAAAGGAAAAUAAAGAAAGAUUAGCUAAAGUUGCUGAGGAAGAGAAGAAGAAAUCGGAAACUGAAUUAGCUCAGAAAACAGAGGCCAUUAAAAAAGAAGCCGCUCAGACAGAAACCUCUCAACCAGAGACUCAAGAUGAUCCAGCGCCCAACUUCCAGUCAGACAUCGACGGCAUUAUGAGUGAUUACAAAAACUCUGUCGAGCAGUAUAACAGGAAACGUGGAACUGAAGAAACGAGGAUGGACUUGGAUCUUCAGGACAAAUUAAGAGCUAGGAGGCAGAGGAGACGGCAGCAGAUGAAACAGAAAAUACAGGAAGGAAACAUAAAAAUGAAGCAGAUGGAGGUAGAGCAAACAGAAAAUGGUGCUGAAUAAUGAAUACCGUGCUGCCAUUUUGUUAGAAAUAUGUUGCUUAUAAAUACAGAAGUUUUAGAUUUGAUUGUGAACUAUAUUUGGGAAUAAUAUAUUAGACAUGUCUUCAUUUUUUGAUGAAUUAGAUAUUUUUAAUCCACCAGUUUCGAUCUUUAAUUUUAUCAUGCAGGUAUUCAGAAGAAUAUCAUCGGAUUUUGAUUUUGUUUGUUAGAGUUGACUUGUGAAUUUUUUUGUGAUGGUUACGGAUAGUAGUAGAUAUUUGUGUACUAACCGUAGUCGUAGUUUUUGAUCUGUAAAUAAAAUUUUAGGAUACAUUGUAAAUAGUUGUAGAUAACACAUAUGAUCAUCAGAUUUAAUACUAUGUUUAUAAA
Bolinopsis microptera is the source of this 3086-nucleotide messenger RNA. RefSeq names its product plectin-like. Gene Ontology annotation, cellular component: cilium. The record is from RefSeq and is a predicted model, not a curated record. Gene Ontology annotation, molecular function: protein binding. The transcript has 22 exons. NCBI's taxonomy places the organism in Eukaryota, Metazoa, Ctenophora, Tentaculata, Lobata, Bolinopsidae. Bases 76 to 2718 code for a protein of 880 amino acids.